AUGCAGGUCCUGUCUCUUGAGGCUAAGCAUUUAAGGGAUUUCAGGAAGUUUUACCCUCGCUCCUUUGAUGGAUCAUUGGGGGAUCCCACUAAAGCAGAGAUGUGGUUGUCAUCAAUUGAGACGAUUUUCUAUUUUAUGAGGUGCCCAGAAGAGCACAAGCUCCAAUGUGCAGUUUUCAUGUUGAUUGGCAAUGCGGAGAUUUGGUGGCGUUCAAGAGAGAAAAUGAUUGAUACUGGUGGGGAACUUGCAAUCUGGGAGCAGUUCAAUGAGCGUUUUUAUGAGAAGUAUUUUUCGACCAACGCCUGGUACAACAAGCAGUCAGAGUUUUUGAACUUUAUUCAAGGAGUUAUGUCGGUAGAGGAAUAUGAACAAGAAUUUGAUAAGCUAUCCCACUUUGCUCCUGAGCUAAUAGCCACCGAGGCAGCGAGGACAGAGAGGCUCAUCUAG
Molecule: messenger RNA, 447 nt
Organism: Benincasa hispida (wax gourd)
Lineage: Eukaryota; Viridiplantae; Streptophyta; Magnoliopsida; Cucurbitales; Cucurbitaceae
Source: RefSeq, a predicted model, not a curated record